Messenger RNA from Cyphomyrmex costatus, 2860 nucleotides. RefSeq lists its product as uncharacterized. NCBI's taxonomy places the organism in Eukaryota, Metazoa, Arthropoda, Insecta, Hymenoptera, Formicidae. The transcript is spliced from 6 exons. The record is from RefSeq and is a predicted model, not a curated record. The coding region runs from base 846 to 1985 and encodes 379 amino acids.
CGCGCGCGUCAUCGUCGGGUCGUUGUGAACGGCGCACAAAGCGCGUAAUAAUUUCGCAGAUUCCACGCGAAAGAUCCGCGUGUCGGCCUCGGGUUGAUCUGUCCAGUCGUCAUCAUCGUCAUCGUCAUCGCGACCGAUCGCGUGAUCGUCGUUGAGCGUCGUCGACAUCGUCGGAGCGCGAUCUCAUCCCCGGAAAACGAAAAGUGCGCGGGGACAAAGAGAUCGAACUGCUUGCGUGCGUGCGUACUGGAGCAGGUACACGGACUAUUAAAAGGCAGCCAGAGGGAGGGAGAGAGAGAGAGAGAGAUAACAGCAUCGAGUGACAUAUAAGUGCACAAGGGUGGCCCAUCAGGGUAACGGGGUGUGUGUUGCUCCAACAGCUGUAGCCGUCCUUUCUCCGUCUCGCUCCAUUCUUUCCCCUUCUCCCCGCCCCGUAGACGGCAGCAGCAGCAGCUGAGGAAGAUUCUCGACGGGGCGCACUCGCCCUAGAGAGACUGUCACACGCGCGCUAUUAAUAUACCCCUCGGUGGGGCACGACAGUCCACGACAGUCGUUCACGAACGUCUUUCGAGUGCGGACGGUGGAGCGGAGGAGCGUCUGUGUGCCAUACAAGGCAAAGUGGUAGCUGCAUAGAACGGAGCGAAUCAACGGAGGAGAGACGCCUGCACCGGGAAACGCAUCGCCAUCGAGGAGACGAGGAUAGAAAGAGAGAAGGAGAGAGACGUGAGAAGGGAAGGAGGUGCGCAUAUCGUGCACGCUGGAUGUCGUGGAGCGCCGUCGACGCCGCCGACGAUUGAUCCUACUGCUACGACGACGACGAUCGACGUGCACGCGAUCCGGGGACGAUGGAAAGAGAACGACUCUGGGACCGAGUCCCGGCCGGUCGCCGGGUGAUGCGAGCUAUGGAGUGGCUCUUGUGGGACGCGUGCUGCUGGAUGUACCAGCGAGUGAUGAGAAUCAACCGACGCGAGAACGUCGACGGCAGCGCAGCGGCAGCGUCUUCGUGGGUCACGGUGCCCCGGGAGGAGGUGCCCGCGUGGUUGCGCGACCUCCUGUGGACAGUACCCGGGACGUGCCGGAGUAAGGUGUGCCAGUAUAUCCUCGCCCUGGAGUUGACGUUGUUCUGGCACGACGCCGCCUUCUUCGUCAAUCUCUACCUGGUCAUCAUGCUCUACGUGACGUACUGGAUUUGUAACAUGAUAGGAUUAUGCGAGAGAAUACCGAAUACGCCAGAAAUAAUUAUCGGCGUGUAUGUUAAAGUCCAAAUAAUAAUCGCUUUCAUAUUCAUGGACACCUUGGCCCCUGCAGAGGGAAGGGUGUGCUGUUCGGGUCACUCGCUGUGGAGAUGUUUGCAGAAGUUGCGGAUCAAGAAACCAGGAUUGCAUUGCAUCGCCGUUUGUUUCAUAGCCUUCCACAUAUGGCUCGUCGACCAAAUCAAGCCGUCAAAAUCAUUUACUUUGUCGGCGUACUGUAUUCUGUUACUGGCAUCUCUGAUAAUGCGAUUGUCUGAGAUAGUAUCAAAGUACUUCAUGUCACACAAAGAAUGGCAAUGUGACAGUGAAAUUGAGGAUGAAUUUUUACCUUUAGUAACAGAGGCAAAUAUGCUGGUAUUAACUCGAGUGGGGGAGACGGGCGAUCAUUCGCCAACACCGACAAGUGUGCAAUCGGACACUCAGAAUGAUUCUUUUUACGACGAGGAUUUCAUAGAAGGCCUCCAGGAGAUAGCAUUCAACAUGCCCUACCAUGGAGAAGGUAGCACCGACGGUGUCGAGCUAUCGGAACUGGAACUCAGCGUCGGCGAGAACGAUGCUGAAGAGAACGAUAUAAAGUUUCAGACCGGUCAUUUCGAGAAGAGCUCCUCGUCCUCUUCCGAGGAAGAAGUCUUCGACGCGAAGAAAAUCGCGGCCAGCAGCGACGAGAGCAAUGGUGACGAUAGCGACUUCGAAAUAAUCGACAAGGAGGAAAUAGCAAAGAUAGAAAAGUGAUGAAGUUUGAUUGAGAUAAAAAGAAAAUACGGAGGGAUUAUCGCGCGCGACAGUUAUGAUGUAAAGCUGUAAGAAAAUCAUUUCUGAUCUCUGCAAUCGGCCACGAACGAGACAAAAAAUUUAAUCGAGCAACGAUAAUCAAUGGCGACUUCGCUUGAAACGCGAUUGUUUCGGUCGAAUAUGAUGGUAAAUUGAAAUAAAGAAAAUAAUAUAUCGUUUAAGUUAUAUAAUUGUCUCCCGAUCACAACGUUGUACUCGCGCGCGUACGAAAGUCUCGAUCUUGGUCGAAGAUACGAAGAAAAAAAAAUUUAUUUAUUUAGACGAAUUCAGUCGAACGCCCGUAUCCUUUAUUCUCAACCGGUUCUAGUCUUGCGCUACUUUGUCAUUAUAAAAAAAGUAACGAAGAGUAGAAAGGCGGAGACUUAAGAAUAAGGGAACUCAACUGUAGAUACAUAUAUAUGUAUGUACAAUAUGAUACUAUUGGUAUUGUAUUUAAUGUUUUGGAUGAUAAAUAGGCGUAUAUACAUUUGCAAUGUAAUAAAUAUGCACCUGUGUACAAACGUUUUAACCUGAAGAGUCAGUUUGACCUAAUUGCUACAAUUAAGCAAUUGCACGGUAAGGAUGCGAAAGGUACCUAAAUACGAUCAAUAAAAGCUGCACUCCGGUAGCGCAAAACAAACAUUUUAGAUGUAAGAAUGUAUUAUAUUGUAACAUGUGUCUGUGAGAUGUGUAAAAAUAAGAAAACAAAUGCGCGAGAAGAUAUUGACAGUGUUUGUCGAGUCUGACGCGUUUUUGCAGCUCGUUUAUGAUUGAUGUCUUGCUCUUAUCUAUGCAUCUCGUAUAUUUGAAAAAAUACACGACAGAUGAUAUAAAAA